Molecule: messenger RNA, 1281 nt
Organism: Pecten maximus
Lineage: Eukaryota; Metazoa; Mollusca; Bivalvia; Pectinida; Pectinidae
Exons: 3
Coding region: 1-1281 (426 amino acids)
Source: RefSeq, a predicted model, not a curated record
AUGGUUCACACGUGUGUUGUUUAUGGUUGUACCAAUCGAGCAGACAACAGUACGAAGCGUGGAUUUUAUGGUUUUCCAACAGUUAGACUACAUGAAGACAAACGGGCAGGGAAAAAAGAACGAAAUGGAUCGCCACCAAAGGAAGAAAGGGCUUCACGCCGUAAACCAGCUAAAAGUUUUGACAAGUUGAAUCCUGACUGGGUACCUUCAUUAAAACUAACUGGAAAAGAACAAACCAGCUCCGUGACAUCAAGCAGCAGUAAGCGUUUUCACCGGACUAAUCAGCGACAGAACAAACGACAACAGCUUAUUGCAGCAAGAGCCCUGAUUGAUCUUUCAGUUUCAGCAAGUACAUGCACCAUUGAAGAGGAUGAACAAACAUCAUCAGAAGGAAAUUUAAAGAAAGUGCAGUUUUUGAAAUUAGGAAUUGUAAGGUCUGAAACCCAGGGUUCAGAGGAACUAAAGAGCAGACAAAGAGAGGAAUUACUUAGGAAUUACAUGGCUGAAUGUCAAGAACGUACAACAGAAAACGUAUCGUUAAAGCAGCAGCUUUUGGAUGGACUUGCUUUUAGUGAGGAUGCACUGAGAGGAAAUGAUAAGAAAAUAAGCUUCCUCACUGGGCUGCCAGGAUUUCUGACAUUAAUGACUGUGUUUGACUUUAUCAAAGAUGAUAUACCUGAAAGUUGGAAACUGAGAAAGUGUAUUUCCUGGCCACAAAGAGAGGAACUGAGAAUGUCCAUGCCCAUGGAGUUCAGAAAACACUUCGGCCUGAAAGUUGCAGUGGUGAUAGACUGUUUUGAAUUUUUUACAAAGAGACCAUCUGACCUUCUAGCUAGAGCCAAGUCGUGGUCCUGCUAUAAACACCACAAUACCAUAAAGUUUCUUAUUGGAAUAGCGCCACAAGGAGCUAUAACAUACUUAUCCAGAGCUUGGGGAGGACGUGUCAGUGACAAAUACAUUGUUGAAAAUAGUGAUUUCCUGGAUAAGCUUAUCCCUGGAGAUGUUGUUCUAGCGGACAGAGGAUUCGAUAUUCAGGACAGUGUUGGUUUAAUGUGUGCAGAUGUUAAAAUUCCCAGCUUCACGAAGGGAAAAAGUCAGUUGUCCCCCCUAGAGUUAGAAUCCACACGAAAUAUCGCACAUGUCCGAAUCCAUGUGGAAGGAGUUAUUGGGCUUGUGAGGAACAAAUACACCAUAUUGUCGGAAGCUAUACCGGUGGACUAUCUGAUUGCUCCUGAAGGAGACGUUACUACGGUCGAUAAGAUUGUAACUGUUGCUGUUUGA